Pocillopora damicornis (cauliflower coral) is the source of this 2022-nucleotide messenger RNA. Its product is annotated as spastin. Gene Ontology annotation, molecular function: ATP binding; ATP hydrolysis activity; microtubule severing ATPase activity. Lineage: Eukaryota; Metazoa; Cnidaria; Anthozoa; Scleractinia; Pocilloporidae. Gene Ontology annotation, cellular component: microtubule cytoskeleton. The record is from RefSeq and is a predicted model, not a curated record.
UCGCUCAAGACAAGUGAUGAAGUCAUUUUGUCAUGUUUUUCCUGGAAUUCAAUGUCUCCUAAUGGCUACUUAGAUGUGUUAGUUUCUCCAUUCGUGUCAUUAUGGAAUGCUUUUUGUUUCGUGUUUGUGACUUUGUUGUGGUCAAAUUUGUUUGGCCGUAAAAAGGAACGGAUCUGGUCUAAAAGGGCGCGUUACUCGAACAUACCUGCAGACAUGGCCUCUAGGUCCCCUCGAGAUGGAAGACGUCCAUGUAAAUCUCAGAGCUCUUUAGAUGAAGGCGAUGAUGGUUUACCGAGAGAUAUAGCUAAUCUCAGGGCGUAUCACAAGCAAGCUUAUGGCUACAUUGCAAAGGCUCUGGAAAUCGACGAAGAGGGAGGGGGCCUGUCAUCGAAAAGAAGAGCUGUAGAAUUCUACAGAAAAGGGAUUGAUGAAAUGGAGACAGGACUACAGAUUAACUGUGAUGGAGAAGGAGAGGAAUGGGAAAAAGCUAGAAAGCUGCAAGAUAAAAUGAAAUCAAAUCUGGAAAAUACAAGAGAAAGAUUAGAUGAAUUAGUGGCGUUACUAUUGUCAGCAUCAACUAUUAACCAGGAAGAAGCUGCCAAGUUAAUGGAAGAAGUGGCCCAAGAAGUCAAAGCUGAAGAAACAGCUCACCCUAUAAACAAUGUGAAGAAGCCACCUUCAACAAAAAGCACAAUGGUACUUCCAAAAAAGUCAAAUUCCUCAUAUAGUGCAACUGGCACUGCUACUAAUUCAAAAGUUCCGAGUAGGAUUGUAACGAAAAAAACUGCGUCAACUUCAGUGCCUGCCAGACCAACCAUUGCAGGACGGAGCCCUCUUGCAAGCAGGAGGAAUCCUACACAGACAAGGCAGUCAAAGCCUUCAGUUGGGUCUGAGAAUGACAGAUCAAAGCAAAUGGAUGAAAAAAGGAGGAAAAUAUCACGUCUCAAGAAUGUUGAUUCCAAGUUAGCUGAUCAUAUAUUGGAUGAAAUUAUUGAAAGUGGCCCCCCAGUGCACUUUGAUGAUAUAGCUGGUGCAGAAAGUGCUAAGAAACUCCUUCAAGAAAUAAUUAUCCUUCCAUAUUUAAGGCCUGAGCUUUUCACUGGUUUAAGAGCCCCAGCUCGUGGACUGUUGUUAUUUGGGCCACCAGGCAAUGGAAAAACUAUGUUGGCAAAAGCUGUGGCCAGUGAAUCAAAAGCAACAUUCUUUAAUAUAAGUGCUGCCACUCUCACAUCCAAAUGGGUUGGUGAGGGUGAAAAACUCGUGCGAACUCUGUUUACUGUUGCUAGAGAACUGCAGCCUAGUAUAAUAUUUAUUGAUGAAGUGGAUUCUCUUCUAUGUGAGAGAAAGGAGGGGGAGCAAGAGCACAGCAGAAGAAUCAAAACAGAGUUCCUAGUUUCUUUUGAUGGAGUCAUUGCUGAUCCAAAUGAGCGAAUAUUAGUGAUGGGAGCCACCAACAGACCAAAUGAACUUGAUGAUGCAGCUCUCAGGCGGAUGGUAAAACGUGUGUAUGUACCCCUACCGGACAAAGAGACUAGAAAAGUCCUCCUAUCUAAACUUCUCGUCAAGAAUCACAACCCACUAAGCUCAUCGGAGAUGGAGUCUCUCGCCAGACAAACUGAAGGGUAUUCUGGUAGCGACUUGACAGCCCUCGCCCGCGAUGCAGCAUUGGGACCCAUCAGAGACCUUCGUCCAGACCAAAUACAGUCCGUAGAUGCAACUAAGGUUCGUGGCAUUAGCUACAACGACUUCCAGAACUCUCUGAAAGUUAUUCGACCCAGUCUUUCGCCUCAUUCUCUGAGGCUGUUCGAGGACUGGAACAGAUCCUUUGGUAGCAGUGCCCAAGGCUAAGGAACUGAAAUGGCGCUCGAUUCAUGCCCUUUUCACACCCCUUAUAGGAAAUUGAAAAUGGUUCGGAGGUAAUACGAUAUUCUGGGCCUGGUUGUGCAAAAGGCGGUUGGCACAAUUCCAUAGGAAUAUUGAGAGUUAACUUGUUUUCUCUUUUAUUAAAAUGUUCAUAAUGUG